AUGCCGACGAGGGUCGGUGCGAUGGGCGACGACGAAGGCGGCGACAAGGAGAAGGACGAAGAGGCGGAGCGGGAGCGUCUGGAAGCCAUUGCCGAGGCCGAGGAGCGCAGGAAGGAGAAGCACCGCAAAAUGGAGGAGGAACGAGAGCGAAUGCGACAAGAAAUUCGCGACAAAUACAACAUUCAGAAGAAAGUGGAAGAGUCACACGCUGCACAAGAUGCCUUACCAGAGAACUCCCUCAACAGGAAGAAGAAAACACCUGAGGAAUUGGCUGCAGAAGCAGAGCUUGCGGAUCAGGACGAGUUCACCAAGUUGAAGAACCAACUUGAGAGCCAAGUGACAGAGAUCAAGAGUCAAAUCGAAGGAAAAUGCGUUGUGCAGUGACCGAAACUCGUUUCGUCCCCAUCCUGCAACGAACCUCUUCCGAAGUGCUCGCAAAGCUCUCCCAGAAGAAGAAGAAAAGAAUAUAAGAAAAAUACAAAAAAGUUUUUCGUUACAGAAGAAAAAAAUUUAGAGCCAAUCGGCUCGUCAUACUAAAACUUUAACCUAGCGUGAAGAAAAAAAAAACUCGAUCGGCGUGUGCGAAGAAAUGGAAAUCGAACGCCGAUUCUCUUUAGCUUGAGCAGCGCUUUUCUUUUCUUUUUAGCAAAAAAAGGGGGGAAACAACGGAAUGAACUGUAAUUUGCGAAUUUCGGGUUGCAGGAAUAUUUAGCGUGAAGCAAUGCCAGCCCGUUGUGCGUGGUUGUGGUUACAAAUUGAGUGGCUGAGCUGACGUCAGGGAAAAGGAAAAACGUUUUUUUUGCUGCUGGUUUUUGCUUUUCUUUUCUUAAAAAAAAUUAAUUUUGCGGGGGGAGACGAUGAUUAGCCCAGCAGGAAAGUUUUAGUGCGUUCGCAAGUGAAUUGUUGGUGAUCAUUCAGUUGCUCUGGAUGUCUUGUGAUCGAAGCUAUUCGUAGGCGGAGUUUCGUGGCAUUUCAAGAUGACCGGCUUUUGUGAUCACGGAAGUUCUCAAUUGCCUUCUGUGUAUCGCGGGAAGCUGUUAUGCGAGAUGAACCAAGUCUUUCUGUUUUGUCAAUGUUUCGGCUUUGAGGCUUUAGCACGGGUCGUGUCCAGCACGAGCUCGUUUUUUCCCCCUUCUGUAACAUAAGUCUGUAGACACUGAACUGUAUACCUUCCGAAUGUCUCGCCCCAGAUUUUCAGCCCCUUUUUUCCUCAGUUGUCCGAGUGUCGUCUGAACAACCAUUGCUGCACUGCGAGUGGAAGAUUUUUUUCGGAGGACGGGAGACUGUUUAUUAAAUAUUCCGCAGACUUUAGAGAUUUUCUGGUAUCGUUGAAAAGAAAAUUCGUGCUUUUUCAAUGCGCAUCCUUUUGUAGACUAUGAGCAAUGGACAGCGUUUCUGCGUCUUGCUUGAGCUGAAAAAAGGUGCCGAUUUGAGUGCGUGAGGGUUUUUUGCGAGGUCUUUGAAAUUCAGCGCUGAGUCGCUGUUGAGGCCGUGUGACUGCGUGGGUUUUUUCUCCUGUAGUUUGAUCGUAGGGCGAUGAUCAGGCGUCGUUUUUUGGUCUGAAUAAAAAAAAAAUGUGUGCACUGAUGUAGUCAAAAUGUCAGAAUAAUGAAAUUUGCGAAAGGAUAAGUGCAGCAGCGGUUGGAACGACGUGCUUUUACCCCAUUCAUAUUAGAAACUCUGGCCUCGUCGCGUUUGGAAACUCACAAAUUUCUGGACCACUUGUGAAGGGCCAAACGCUUCAGCCGGAUUAGGAAACAUCGCGUUUUGUUUUUUCAAGUGCAAACCAAUUAUAUUUUUUUGUUUUUGUUUCGGUUUUCUUUUUUUGACUGGAAAGUGGUUGUUUUUAACCUGGAGCCAAGCUACUCACCUAUCCACAUGUAUCGCGUGUGAGUGAAGAAUCGUUACUUGAGCUGGAGAAGGGCAUUUUGCCCAGUGAGUUAAACGUUGCAUCUUUUUGCAGAGCAGACUUUUAGCGAGGUUCGGAUUCGUUUCGGCUUUUCUUAUUUUUUAUCCUUUGACGGAGCAGGAGGGUUUGGGGGAAUGUUAGUGUUGAUAAUCGCAAAGCAAGGGAAAAAAUCACAAUCACUUCGUGGCGAAAUCUUGGGUUGCCUUCGAGUCGGUUAAUUAGGCGGAUGACCAGAAGACGCUCACGCCUUUAUUUGCAUGCCAUGUGUGUGAGGGAAAACGGGAAGGAGCCGCGGGUGGUCUGUUUAUGAUCGUUAGUUGAACAAAGUGAUGCUGAAGCUAUGUACCAGGAGAGGAGCAAGGAAAAGUUCUUUUCAGGAAACCAA
Notodromas monacha is the source of this 2294-nucleotide messenger RNA. NCBI's taxonomy places the organism in Eukaryota, Metazoa, Arthropoda, Ostracoda, Podocopida, Cyprididae. The record is from the annotation of a GenBank genome assembly.